AUGGUGUCUCAAAUUGAGGCACAGCUACUGCGAGAUGAUUCAAAUCUCAAAUAUGACACAAACAUGAGGAUAUACCUGCACCAACUUAUCGUCAAAUUGGGACGGAAACUCAACUUGCGUCAAGUCAUUCUAUCCACAGCCGAGGUGUACUUGACGCGGUUCUUUGCAAAAGUAUCCAUCCGAGAAGUGAACAUUUAUUUAUUGGUAACAACUUGUAUCUAUAUCUCCUGCAAAAUGGAAGAGAGUCCGCAACAUAUCCGAACCAUUUUGUCAGAGGCCCGAAAUUGCUGGCCAGAGUUCGUGCCGAACGAUCUCACCAAGCUCGCCGAAUUUGAGUUCUACUUGAUCGAGGAAUUGGACUGCUACAUGGUGGUCCACCAUCCAUACAAUUCGAUUUUGGAUGUGGUGAACGUGCUGAAAGACGGCGAUCCGUCUACAAAGCUCGACAUAUCGCCCGAAGAGUUGCAAACCUGUUGGUCAAUCAUUAACGACAGUUACAUCACAGAUCUUCAUCUUCUGUUCCCGCCCCACAUCAUUGCUAUCGGGACCCUAUACAUCACGCUAGUACUGGGAAUCGAUGUCCGAAAAACUAUCGCUAACUCUGCAAAGCUGCCGGACCCUCGCAUGGACAACUUUGUUAAAUUCCUCGCCAGCUCCAACAUCGAUCUCAGCGAGGUGAUAGAAACAGUGCAGGAAAUUCUCACUCUCUACGAGAUAUGGAACUCUUACGACGAAAUGACGAUUAGAAACGGACUGCACCAUAUGCUACUCAACAUGAAUAGAUGA
Molecule: messenger RNA, 786 nt
Organism: Ogataea philodendri
Lineage: Eukaryota; Fungi; Ascomycota; Pichiomycetes; Pichiales; Pichiaceae
Exons: 1
Coding region: 1-786 (261 amino acids)
Biological process (GO): positive regulation of transcription by RNA polymerase II
Cellular component (GO): nucleus; mediator complex
Molecular function (GO): cyclin-dependent protein serine/threonine kinase regulator activity
Source: RefSeq, a predicted model, not a curated record